GCUUUAGCAGUCAGUAACAUUCGUCAGCUUGUGCUCAUGUUUCCUUAAAGACAAUAUUAUGAAGCGAUGUCUGCUUUAUCUGCCUAGCAUCAAAUUUAUGCCAACGAUUCGGAACCAGAAUGUUGAGGGACUAGACGUAAGAAAGACGAAGGACAGGGAGAACGCAAUUCAGGCAGUUCAAAAUCGAUCGAGAUCUCAGGCAGUCUACACAGAUUCGAAAACCUGUUUCUCUGGUGCAGUGUUUACGGCGCUCUCCUGAAAAAAAUUGUAAUUUGAAGAUAAAGCUUUAAUACGAAAUAUAUAUAUACGUGUGAAAUAGUAUAAAUAUAUCAUGUGCUCACGAGGGAAACUAUGUGGAAGAAAAGAGACAAUACUGAAAUUAUGUGCUCAAUCAUACUCGAUUAAUCCGUGUCGCGCUGAUGGUAUUGUUGAACCCAAGCCUUUCGAAAACAUUCCAGGCCCGAAAUCUUUACCUCUUAUUGGAACGUUGUAUAAAUAUCUGCCUUUUAUCGGUGAAUACAAUUUCACAAAGCUGCAUACGAAUGGCUUAAUGAAACUAAAACGUUAUGGACCGUUGGUGCGUGAAGAAAUAGUACCAGGUCAACAAGUCGUGUGGGUAUUCCGACCAGAAGAUAUCGCAGAAAUUUUUAAAGCUGAGGCGGGUCUGCAUCCUAAAAGAAGAUCGCAUUUAGCUCUCCUGAAGUAUCGAAAAGACAGGAGCAAAGUCUACAAUACCGGAGGACUUUUACCAACAAAUGGCAUCGAGUGGUGGAAGUUACGCCGCGAAUUUCAAAAGGUCCUUAGCAAACCCCGUAACGUUGUCGAUUACCUGGAAGAUACCAACGCAGUUGUACAAGAGUUCGUGCAGCUAUGCUCGCGGGAGAAACCUGAUGAUUUCCUACCUUUACUUUCUCGUCUCUUCCUCGAAUUGACUUGUCUUGUUGCUUUCGAUGUGAAAAUGCGUAGUUUAUCGGAAGAAGAAAAAAAUCCGCAUUCACGAAGUUCAAGGUUGAUCGAAGCAGCAUUUGUGACAAACAGCGUAAUUUUGAAAUUAGACAAUGGCCCGAGACUGUGGCGAUUUUUUGAAACACCUUUGUACCGAAAAUUGCGCAAGGCGCAGAAUUACAUGGAAGAAGUAGCGCUGGAAAUGGUUACCCAACGAAAUCAAGAUUUGUUGAUAUGUCGGAAACAAUCUCUUCUCGAGGAAUACUUAAAAAAUGAGGUUUUAGACAUCAAAGACAUUGUGGGUAUGGCGUGUGAUAUGCUGCUUGCAGGGAUAGAUACUACUACAUACAGCACAUCAUUCGCCUUAUAUCACCUUGCAAAAAAUAUAUCUGUUCAAGAAAAGCUAAGAUCGGAGGCAUCGGCUUUGUUAACAGAUCCUAUGUCCCCGAUAACGGCGGAGACCCUAAAAAAUGCUACUUACACCAAGGCCGUAAUAAAAGAAACUUUCCGGCUAAAUCCUAUCUCCGUAGGAAUAGGUCGUAUCCUGCAAACUGACGUAGUCCUGAGCGGAUAUCGCGUUCCCAAAGAAACUGUAGUUGUCACGCAAAAUCAAGUGAUCUGUCGGCUUCCCGAGUAUUUUGACGAACCAAAUUCAUUCAAACCGGAAAGAUGGUUGCGUGAUAGUAACGACAAACUGAGAGAAAAAUCUGUCAAUCCAUAUACUGUACUGCCUUUUGGUCAUGGCCCGCGAUCGUGCAUUGCAAGACGAUUCGCGGAGCAAAAUAUGCAAGUUGUCUUACUUCGUCUCUGCAGAAAUCUACAGUUCACAUGGUCUGGAGAGUCUCUUGAUUCAAUUUCAUUACUAAUCAACAAACCUGAUGCGCCUAUCAAAUUGAGAUUCAAAAAUCUACAUGCAUAGAAAAAAAUAAGUCAUUGGGAUUGCAAGAACAAAGAAAUUUCAAAAAAGUUUAUACCAGAAAACAACGUUUAUUAUAUAUUCUACUCGAAGAUAAAGUAGCAUCUUGACUGAUUCGAUAGAAAUAAUUAGAUUUAUACGUCGCGCUGACAACUUAUCGAACAUGAAAAUUAAACAAAUUGUGGAUGCAUUCUAAUUGUAGGUCAUGUAUUUCGGCGUUGCGGAGAAUUUGGCGUAUGAUUUUAUAACCUUAUUAACCGCCUCGAGGAAAUCCUUCUCUGUGGCGACUUUACGCCGUGCCCGAAUCGCGAACAUGCCGGCUUCGGUGCAGACAGAUCGUAUUUCAGCGCCUGUGCUGUUUGGGCACAGACGAGCGAGCAAUUCGAAUCUGAUGUCUCUCUCGACGCUCAUCGAACGCGCGUGAAUUUUAAAGAUAUGCGUGCGACCCUCAAGAU
Messenger RNA from Solenopsis invicta (red fire ant), 2316 nucleotides. It is a transcript of the gene dib, whose product is annotated as cytochrome P450 302a1, mitochondrial. The record is from RefSeq and is a predicted model, not a curated record. Gene Ontology annotation, molecular function: iron ion binding; heme binding; oxidoreductase activity, acting on paired donors, with incorporation or reduction of molecular oxygen. NCBI's taxonomy places the organism in Eukaryota, Metazoa, Arthropoda, Insecta, Hymenoptera, Formicidae. The coding region runs from base 332 to 1864 and encodes 510 amino acids. The transcript is spliced from 8 exons.